Molecule: messenger RNA, 2259 nt
Organism: Protopterus annectens (West African lungfish)
Lineage: Eukaryota; Metazoa; Chordata; Ceratodontiformes; Protopteridae
Gene: MEOX2
Product: mesenchyme homeobox 2
Exons: 3
Coding region: 304-1203 (299 amino acids)
Biological process (GO): positive regulation of transcription by RNA polymerase II
Cellular component (GO): nucleus
Molecular function (GO): DNA-binding transcription factor activity, RNA polymerase II-specific; RNA polymerase II cis-regulatory region sequence-specific DNA binding
Source: RefSeq, a predicted model, not a curated record
GAAAAUAACUCUCUGGGACCACCUUCCAUUGGUCUGUGUCCUGACGCUCUCCCCCCUCACUGCCAUUUGAGAAUUUCUUCUCAGUAACUAACUCAACUUGCAGGGCUUCAUGUAGCAUGUGCGUACUGCUGAAUUUGUUUUCAACCUACGGAUCUUUGCUAGAGCUGAAGACGUGGAUUGUCGGUACUGUACUGGAAAGUGGGCAUUUCUUUUUGGAAACUUAUCUUCUGACAGAUUAAGACUGAAAACGUGGGUGUCUAUACCAGUGUUACAAGGAUCGAGGUGGACUUAAACUUUUCUGCCAUGGAUCACACCAUCUUCAGCUGCCUGCGCAGUCCCCAUGUUCCUGCGCAAAGCUUAAACCCGUUUUCACAGUCGUCCUUGUCAAUUCACGGGAGGCCUGACCAUAUAUCUUACCCUGAUCUUGCUACGUCUACUCCGUCGUGCAUAAUUGCUGGAUAUCCCAAUGAAGAGAGCAUGUUUGGCAAUCAGCAUCACAGAGGACAUCACCAUCAUCAUCACCACCACCACCAUCAUCACCAACAACAUCAGGCUCUUCAGUCCAACUGGCACAUUCCUCAGAUGUCCUCACCUCCUGUAGCCACUAGGCACAGCCUUUGCCUGCACCCAGAACCUGGCACCCCAGACUUAGUAAACAGCCCUUCAGCUUUGUGUACAAAUUCCCCUAGCUUGGGUAAUAAUACCCCGAGUGGAGCAACAUGCGUUCCUGGGGAUUAUGUCAGGCAAGCCCUAUCUCCUGUAGAAACAGACAAGAGAAACGGGAAAAGGAAAAAUGGCAGUACAGAUUCUCAGGAUGGGAACUACAAGACAGAAGUAAACAGCAAGCCUAGAAAAGAGAGGACAGCUUUCACCAAAGAGCAAAUUCGAGAACUAGAGGCAGAAUUUGCUCAUCACAACUACCUUACCAGGCUGAGGAGAUAUGAAAUAGCAGUAAAUCUGGACCUCACAGAAAGACAGGUUAAAGUCUGGUUUCAAAACCGACGAAUGAAGUGGAAGAGAGUGAAAGGGGGUCAGCAAGGAGCUGCUGCCCGAGAAAAGGAACUGGUAAAUGUGAAAAAGGGAACACUGCUACCUUCAGAGCUUUCCGGAUUAACAACAGCAGGAAUUCACCACUCCUCUGAUUCUCUGUUAAAUGAAGACAGCCAUGACAGUGAACACAGCUCAGAUCACACUCACCUAUAACAUCACAAGACAUCUGGUAGUCUGUUCUCAGGAAAAAAAAAGGAUUAUGAAGGCAACUCCCAUGAAGCUUGCUGAAGCAAAUACAAAAUCAGGCGUGUUUGUUUUCUAAAGCAAGCUCACUGCUUCUGCUUUCCUGAUUCACUUUUCAAAACUUAAAAAAAAAACUGACAAAACUUAAACAUGCCUCAGUUUUCAUGAAUCUGGGAGAAUAAAAAGCCUCUGAACAUUCCAUGCUUUGUUUUAGUGCUAUAAUGACUGGCUCUUUUUAUUUUUUUUUUGCUUUUGCUUGCACUGAAUGUUGAAAUGCAAUUAGUAGGAUAUAGGAUAAUGUCAAACUGCUAUUCAAAGACAGUGAAUAAGCAACCAGGAAAAUAUAUUGAUUUCUAUCCGCACUGUAAAUAGCUCUUUCAGCACCUUUUUUUCUUAUUUCAACUAUUGAAAGAGCAGCAAAGCAUUUAUUUAGCAACAAAGUGGGUUUACAUCUGAUUUCAUUUUUACCAAGUCUUUUAAACUAGUACCUGCCAUUUGCUUUCAAAACAGAAUAACAUGACCAUUUAAUAAAACACCCAGGAAUGGCUGCUCUGCAGAAAAAACAACUUUGUAUGUUUUUGGUUUGCUAUACAUUUGCUGCUGUCAGAGUAUUUUAUUUGUUCGUACAACCAUCAUCAAUCCAAUGAUUAUUCUCAAAGAGUAAUGAAGUCCAGUUACUGAAUUUCUCUUUAGAUGAAAUUACCCUGUAACAAACAAAUGCUGUUAUGUAUACAUAUCAAAAGCACUGAAAGUAUCAAAAAGCAACCAUUCUUUUAUUAAAUCUGUAACACAGACUCUAAGAUGAACCCCUUUGAUGUGGAUGUUUGUGUUUACAGGAAGAGCACUUGCUAAAUUAUUAGAAAGUAUUGUUCAGAGUUUUAUGCACACUGAUAUACAGUGUCGUAUCCAGCGCCAAUUAUUAAAAGAAAAAUAAACCAAAUGUAAGCAACACUGAAGAAUGUAAUUAUGAACAGGAUUUUAUGUGCUUUGUAUAAAUUGUUUAAUAAAACUAUACUUUGAACAUUC